Messenger RNA from Pteronotus mesoamericanus, 1038 nucleotides. It is a transcript of the gene GPX8, whose product is annotated as glutathione peroxidase 8 (putative). Lineage: Eukaryota; Metazoa; Chordata; Mammalia; Chiroptera; Mormoopidae. The record is from RefSeq and is a predicted model, not a curated record. The transcript is spliced from 3 exons. Bases 24 to 653 code for a protein of 209 amino acids. Gene Ontology annotation, biological process: response to oxidative stress. Gene Ontology annotation, molecular function: glutathione peroxidase activity.
GCCCUGCCCCAGAACCCUCCAAAAUGGAGCCUCUGGCCGCUCACCCUGCGAGGUGCUCGGGGCCCAAGGCCAAGGUGUUCGCGGUCCUGCUGUCCGUGGCGCUCUGCUCAGCGAUGCUCCUGCUGCUGCAGCUGAAGCUCCUAAAGCCCAAAAUCAACAGCUUUUACACCUUCGAAGUGAAAGAUGCCACGGGAAGACCCGUCUCUCUGGAAAAGUUUAAAGGCAAAGUCACGCUCGUCGCCAACGUGGCCAGCGACUGCCAGCUCACCGGCAGGAACUACUGGGCGCUGCAGGAGCUGCACCGGGAGUUCGGGCCCUUCCACUUCAGCGUCCUGGCCUUUCCCUGCAACCAGUUCGGGGAGGCAGAGCCCCGGCCCAGCAAGGAAGUGGUGUCUUUUGUGAGAAACACCUACGGAGUCACCUUCCCCAUCUUCCACAAGAUUAAGAUUCUGGGGCCGGAAGCAGAGCCUGCCUUCAGAUUUCUCGUUGAUUCUUCAAAGAAGGAACCAAGGUGGAACUUCUGGAAAUACCUGGUCAACCCUGAGGGCCGUGUUGUGAAGUCCUGGAGGCCGGAGGAGCCCAUUGAAGCCAUCAGGCCUGAGAUAGCCGAUCUGAUUAGACAAAUGAUCAUUAAAAAAAGGGAGGACCUCUGAAAGCGCCGUUGCCGUGCCAGUGUGACAGCCAGGACACAGGGGUGUCUCCCCGAGGACGCCCCCUCUUUCCAGGUGCUCUGACAACCGCGUGCGGCACCGAGGGAUGAUUCUCUCUCAUUGUGCCAGUGAGUGGCCAGGAACAUCUCCCCAACAGAGAUGUCACCCAAAGCAAAAAUAAAAGUGCCCAAAGACUCAAAACAAAACGCACGCAAGACUUCAUUUGACCGCAGGGAGUGACUCGGAAUACACAGUCCCCACUGUGCGCCCGGAGCCUGGCGUUCAGCUUGGCCUCUCCUAGGCACGUCCCGGCCGGGAGCGCCAGCACCCUGGGCCGCUGAGUGCCAGACACGGCGUGUGACUGCCGCUUCUGCAGUAACGAGCUGUA